AUGGGCCUGCUGGACAAGCUGUCGGUGUGGCUGGGGCGCGGCCGCACCGACGUCACGGUGCUGGUGCUGGGGCUCGACAACAGCGGCAAGAGCACGCUGCUGGCCGCGCUGCGGCCGCCGGACGCGCGCGCGCCAGACACGCGCCCGCCGCACGCCGCGCCACCGUCGGACACUGUCAGGACCACUUCACCAGCGGCGGCGUGUCGUUCAGCGCGUGGGACGUGUCGGGCGCGGCGCGGCACCGCGCGCUGUGGGAGCGCCACUACCGCCGCGCGCACGCGCUCAUCUUCGUCGUCGACUCCGCCGACCACCUGCGCCUCGUGGUGGCGCGCGAGGAGCUGGAGCUGUUGCUGGCGCACCCCGACAUGUGCGGCCGCCGCCUGCCGCUGCUGGUGCUGGCCAACAAGAGCGACGCGCCGCACGCGCUCGCGCCCAUGCAGGUCGCCGCCGCGCUGGGCCUGGAGCGCAUCACGGACAAGCCGUGGCACAUCUGUGCGUCGUGCGCGCUGUCGGGCGCGGGGGUGGCGGACGGCGUGGCCUGGCUGGCGCGCACGCUCCGGGACGCGCACCUGCCGCACGCGCACUCCUAGCUGCGGGCUCACUACGGGCGCGCGAUACAUACUACUACCAACAAAGUGCUGUGAAAAGGUGAGUGUCGAUGCGAGAGGAGGGCAGUCGCCGCGCGCCGCCGCGGGGAGUUGUGAAACGAGAAGUCUGCGGGACAUUAUAAACUUUUUGAAUAUGGUUGUUGUAUACUGCGACAUGUUGUGCUGUGGUACGAGACCAAAGAUGUGGACAAUAUUAUCUCGAUAUUACUUACUUAUAUUAAUGCACUCCUGCAAAUUUAACUCGUGUUUUGUUCAUCCUCAACCUGUUACGUGUGACGUAAUGUACCUAUUAUAA
Spodoptera littoralis (African cotton leafworm) is the source of this 903-nucleotide messenger RNA. The record is from the annotation of a GenBank genome assembly. Lineage: Eukaryota; Metazoa; Arthropoda; Insecta; Lepidoptera; Noctuidae.